CAAUGACCGUAGUUUACAGUCGUCAGCUGACUCUAUAUAUCAAAGUCAGUUGGCUGUUACUUCAUAAAUUCGGCGGCUGCACGUUAGCAGACUACUCGUUCAGUGUAAGGAACUGUCAUGGUGACAAGAUGCUGUGUCUUCACGGCGAUAGCCGUUUUCUUGCUAGCUGUGGCUUCUGCAGAAAGACCGUGCAGCGGUUUCAGUCCUAGUGCUUUGCCUUUCAUAAUGGCACAACAAAGUGCAAAGUUGGUAGCACAGAUAAGGGAUCAUCAACAACGUGACAAAACUUUGACGGAGAUCAAAAGCAAUAUAACAGCUAUAGGUCAACAUGGCUCUGUGUUGCUGAAUUUAGUUAGAACAAAACCAAAUGAAGAGGACCAAAUCGUUUCCGAGCUUGUAGCAAGUAUCAACCUUCUAUCUAAAAUAUUUGGUGAGAGAGAUGAGGCAUUGAAGAAUCUGCAAAACAAUUUAACUUCAAUAACGAAAAGGCUUUGCCAAAGAGAUAAGUAUGGAAGAGAUGGAUCUAGCAAAGACGCUGCUGGACAAACAUGCAAAAGCAUUCGAAAUUACAUUCAACAAAGUGCUAGCUCUACCAUUCGUUGGAUUAACCCUAGCCAUACGCCUGGUGGUGAAUUUCAAAUUUUCUGUGACAUGAAUUCAUUUGGUGGUGGGUGGAAUCUUAUCUACUCCAGUCGAGACGACUCUAGUGGUCACAACAACAUGAAAAAAGGAGAUAGAUCAACUGCACACAUUACUAGUCUAGACCCAGGAAAUGCAAAUAAGCGUCUGGCAUAUGACGUAUUUAAAGCCAUAGAAGCAAGCAGUAUAGGAUACGAAGAAGUGAUGCUGACUGGAUACAGAGACUACAGACAUAAGAAUUCGUUGAUCAAGAUGUAUUUCAAUAAAACUGCAACAUCAGGAGUUAGUUUUAGUCAGUUCAUAGAAGGAGGAAUCACUGGUACAAGACGUGGUUGUGGCACUUCGAAAUCUUACUACGGCACAGAAAUUUCCAGUGGCAAACCUAUUGCUCUCAGCUGGGAGGAUAGCGCUUUCGUUGCUGGAGCGGUGUCUUCGGGCUGCUCUUGGUCUAAGGAAGUUUGGAAUGAGAUAGAUGCACAAGGUGGACACUUACUUGCUCCAAAAGAUUGGAGUCAUGCUGAAUCAUACAACCGUCAGUCUUCGUCUAGCGGAAGCUCCAGAAAUUACGGUCUCUUUCAUAUCUUUAUCCGCUAAUAGAUUCAUAAAAAUUUUGAAAUGCUGGAUAAGAGUAUUGCUGCACUGGAUGACCACUUAGUAAGUAGUUUAGUUUGACUAUUACUCUAUCGUGUACUCUCUGCUGUACAAUGUAUAAA
This is a messenger RNA of Corticium candelabrum, 1352 nucleotides long. RefSeq lists its product as uncharacterized. The transcript has 10 exons. The coding region runs from base 118 to 1233 and encodes 371 amino acids. Lineage: Eukaryota; Metazoa; Porifera; Homoscleromorpha; Homosclerophorida; Plakinidae. The record is from RefSeq and is a predicted model, not a curated record.